UCACGUUUCACAAGCUCAGCACAGCGUCCUAAAAGGCAUUGUGAUUGCGACUGGAGAGCUGUAAAUUUGGGUGAUUUAUUCCAUUUAAACAGGCAAUUUUAACCAAAAGGGCUGAUUAUACUAAACUAGGGAGACUCUUAGAAAGAAAGAAAAAAAAAACAUCAACAAACAGUCUGUGUGGCAGAGGGAGAGAAUGGGGGUAGUUGCAUAUAUUGGAGUGCAAGAAGUGCACGUCUUGGGUCUCUUCACACUCUCACACUUGUGUUACACCAGCUCCCACUGCGCGUAAAGCUGCGGUCCACCGGGACUUUGUUACCUUGUGUGUGUCCAGCUGUUCUUCAGCCUUUAUCUCCCUUGUCAUUGCCAUGGUCGUGUACGUACACGACUGGAAUUUCAGUACCACCGACAGCUCCUUCUCCAGCUCCAGCAUCAAUACAGACAAAGCGCUUUGGGGCUCCACGGUGACCCACAGCCCCGGUGGGCUGAGCCGGACCGGCCAUACAGUGGUGGCAGUAUGCCUCGGCUUUAUUUUAGUGGCAGGAAUCCUCAGCAACUUUCUCACUCUGCUUAUUUUUGCAAAGUUUCGGUCCCUCUGGACGCCCAUCAAUCUCAUCCUGCUGAACAUCAGCCUAAGUGACAUUCUCGUGUGCGUUUUCGGGACACCGUUCAGUUUUGCUGCCAGCCUGCACGGGAGCUGGCUAAUUGGAGAGUACGGCUGUAAGUGGUAUGGAUUUGCCAAUUCCCUCUUUGGGAUUGUGUCCCUUGUGUCCUUGUCUCUUCUAUCGUAUGAGCGCUACACCACCGUGCUCCAUUCCUCUCAGGUUGAUGUCUCAGACUUCAGAAAGGCCUGGCUGUUUGUUGGAGGCUCUUGGUUCUACUCUCUCUUUUGGACAUUGCCACCCCUCCUCGGUUGGAGCAGCUAUGGACCAGAGGGUCCUGGUACCACUUGCUCCGUCCAGUGGCACCUCCGCUCACCCUCCAGCAUCUCGUAUGUGUUGUGUCUCUUCAUCUUCUGUCUGCUGCUGCCCCUUCUGCUCAUGCUAUAUUCUUAUGGAAGAAUCCUGAUGGCUGUUAGGAGGGUGGGAAAAAUCAAUCUUCUGGCAGCUCAGCGCAGAGAACACCACAUUUCGCUGAUGGUUUUCUCUAUGGUGUCCUGCUACAUGCUGUGCUGGAUGCCCUAUGGCAUUGUGGCACUGAUGGCCACCUUUGGUGGGUCGGGGCUGGUGACUCCCAUCACGAGUGUGAUUCCCUCCAUCCUGGCCAAGUUCAGCACUGUUGUCAACCCUGUUAUCUACGUUUUCUUCAACAAACAGUUUUAUAGAUGUGCUUUGGCCUUCAUGAAGUGCAAAGAAGAACCUGAGAUUGUACAAAGAGAAGAGCACCGAACUCCCGGGACACAGUUGUCAGAAUAUUUCCGUGUCCAUAGGCAAGCUUCCCUCAGCUCCCCACAAGUCCAGAUCCCCAGUGGCCCCAGAAACACUGUGCUCUGCAGCCGACAUAUAGUGUUUGUUCACUACACUCCAUAAAAAUGUUGUUUUCAAAUGACUGACUGAGAGUAUUAAAAUACCAUGUUGAUAUUAGAAGUCAGAGGAGAAUGGUCAGACUGCUUUAAGGUGAUAGGAAGGUAACAGUAACUCAAACAACCAUCAUUACAACCAAAGAAAGUAGGAGAGCAUCUGUAAAUGCACAGCACAUUGGACCUUACAGCAGAUGGACUUCAGCAGUAGAAGAUCACACAAGGUGCCACUGCUGUCAUCUAAGAAGAGGAAACUGAAGCUACAGAACUGUACAAGAGAAGAUUGGAAAAAUCUCGUCAUCUGGUCUGAUGAGUCUCAAUUUCUGCUGCGACAUUCAGAUGACGGAGUCAGAAUUUGGCAAAGACAGCACGAACGCAUGGAUCAAUCCUGUGUUGGUGAAAUAGUGAUGUGGGAGAUAUUUUCUUGGCAUAAUUCGGGACCCUCGAAUAACUGAAGCGCUUCUGAAAGUAAAAGGAGGUCUCACCUGGUCCUAGCAGUGUAUAUGAAAGUGCAUGAGUGAGUGAAUGUCUUUAAAAUUUUACACGAAAUAAAAUCAUAUUUUCUUCAGUUUUUCCUCCGGACCUUUGACACACACAAAAACAUGUGAAAACUCUGUACUGACAUAAUUUUACAGUUGAAAAUAUUUUUGAACCACUAGAGGUGGCAGUGGGCCGUUGUAAAAGAUUUCUAAAACAUUGAACACAUUUCUUGUUUAGACAAAUGCAUAAAAAUAAUUGUAACACUUUGUAGAUAGUAUAUUUUUGUAUACUAUUAUUAUUAUUUUAAGAUUUUUCUUUAAUUGGAGUCUUUUACGAAAUAAAGAUCCAGCUUUUAUCAAGAAACACUUGUACUGCACACACUGGCAAAUAUGACCUCCCCCUGAUAUUAUUCACAUUUACGAGUCCAAAAUGGAAAAUAAUUAGUGUAUAUAAAACUGUGCUAAGAGUCCCUGGGUAACUUUAACUCAUAUUAGGCUUUUAAUCCCAAUUACAGUAAGGGUAUUUUUUAUAAAAUAAUCCCUGAAACACAACUAAUUUUACACAAAAAUUCAAAACGGCAAAGAAUAUAUACACGUAUAAUAAUAAUUACAGGUUACGAUCACUUAAUGUAGUUUGUGUAAAAACUCUUUAUUGUAUAUUUUCAGCCACUUGUUUUGGAGAUGAAACAUUUACUGUCUAAUAGCAACUUACACGGGGACAUGCUGCACUGUGUUGUAUGCAGAACUCUGUAAGCAAUUGCAUGAAUAUCCCACAUUAAACAGUUUUCACUUUAGCUUAACCAACAUGUGUGGGCUAAAAAAAAAAAGUAAAUGGUAGGUCUCAUUCCAGACAAAUCCGCUACCACAACUAAGCACAUUUCAGAUAUUCUGCGGUCGUUAACAGUGUUGUAUAUCUAAAUGGACACGCCAUGGUGUGAAAUGUAGCCAGUAAACUCUCAACAGAUUAAACUAAGUUCGAGUUUGGUCUGUGCAUUCAGUUCGUCGACAUGAAUUAAAGUUAGGUUGAAGUUUAAAAAUUAACCAAAUUUAACCAUGAUGAUCCUGUGGUUACCCAGCCAACUUGAAUCUUUACUCCAGUGAACAAUAGCACUAGUCUUUUGAAGGAAUAGCUCAGUAUAUAUAAUGCCCUAGAUAUAGUGUUACUUUUGUCUGCUUCUGACAUUUAGGUUGACCAGGUAAUUUCCAGAUAUAGUCUGUGAGAAAGAUGUGAAAAUAAAUGGUGUGAAGAUACUACUGAACUCUUAAUAUAGAUCUUUGUGUCUGUGUGUGACUAUGUGUGUGUGCCAUGUGAUAUCAGCUACUUUAAAAUACUUUUUAAUGUUAUAACAUCUUAUAUACAUAAUUGAACCAGUUUAUGGGGAUUUGGUUUUGUGGGCCAAAAAAAGUGAAAGUAGUAUCAGCUAAGUGCACAAGUUCACAUUACAAUCACAUUACAAUGUGGAGCAUUAUAGACAUGCUAUAGCUGACAGAAAGGAAAAUGCAGUGAGGGUUUUUUUUUUUUAAACCAACAUGCACACCACAUGUAUUCA
Molecule: messenger RNA, 3545 nt
Organism: Oreochromis niloticus (Nile tilapia)
Lineage: Eukaryota; Metazoa; Chordata; Actinopteri; Cichliformes; Cichlidae
Gene: tmtops3a
Product: teleost multiple tissue opsin 3a
Exons: 4
Coding region: 366-1526 (386 amino acids)
Biological process (GO): G protein-coupled receptor signaling pathway; visual perception
Cellular component (GO): membrane
Molecular function (GO): G protein-coupled receptor activity
Source: RefSeq, a predicted model, not a curated record